Cynocephalus volans (Philippine flying lemur) is the source of this 456-nucleotide messenger RNA. It is a transcript of the gene OOSP4B, whose product is annotated as oocyte secreted protein family member 4B. The transcript has 5 exons. NCBI's taxonomy places the organism in Eukaryota, Metazoa, Chordata, Mammalia, Dermoptera, Cynocephalidae. The record is from RefSeq and is a predicted model, not a curated record. The coding region runs from base 1 to 456 and encodes 151 amino acids.
AUGAAGGCCUCUGUGCUCUUAGCAGUGACUUCAAUGUGUUCUGAUGAUUGGUUGGUAGCCAGAAUUAACAAAAGGCCCUUUGGUAAUGACACAGAAGUCAGAUUUGGUGACCUACGCCUGGGACAUAACUGUCCCAUAACAAGGAUGCUGUCAUUUAACUAUGAGUUUUCUUAUCCUGUCAUUUAUUGUGGGAUCAAUAAAAUUGUGUCCCAAGAGAAUGAUGUUGUCAUAUUAUCUCAGGUCAAUUAUAGACCAACAUUGGAUAUCACCUAUGAAUUUCAGGUGGUUUGCUUUGUAAAGAGGCUUAGAUUUCCAUCUGUGGUGCCUUUUGGAAUGAAUGGGUAUGACGUCAAUUCCUUGAGUGACAGCUCCCGAGGAAUAAAAGGGCAAUGGUCGUCAGCUCCCACACAAAGUAAAACGUGUGAACCUAAUUUUAGCAGUGCUACUAAGGAGUGA